CAUUCGUAAACACAGAACCGUGUCGGUCGGCGAUCGUCAAAGUCGCGUGCGUGCGUUUUUUAAACAUUAAAUUUGUGUGAUAUUUUGCCGGUCCAGGAAAACUCCCAGGAGCAACUUUUGGCGGAAAUCGAGUCAUUCGCUUGCAUAAGAUCAAGAUGAAUUUUCUACGGCAAACCCUCAACAUUACCAAAUCGUUUGCCAAUGAAGCAUUCUCCUCAUUCCUGCAGCGCGGAACGAUGGCCACACUGAACCAAAUGCACCGCACCGGGCCGCACAUCAAGGAGCGUCCGCCGCGGCAACCGCUGGACGGUAAACCCUUCGCCAAGGGUGUCGUCCUCAAGACACUGAUCAAGAAACCCAAGAAGCCCAAUUCGGCCAACCGGAAGUGCGUUCUGGUACGGCUCAGCACCGGCAAGGAACUGGUGGCGUACGUCCCGGGCAUUGGCCACAACCUGCAAGAGCACAACAUCGUGCUGGUGCGCGUCGGAAGGAUGCAGGAUUUGCCCGGUGUCAAGAUCAAGUGCGUCCGCGGUAAGUACGAUCUGGCGCAUGUGAUUAAGCAGAAGUAGUUCUAAAAGUUAAAUGUGUAACCGGCAAUUGAUCGAAGAAAGAUGUUCAAAUGA
Aedes aegypti (yellow fever mosquito) is the source of this 623-nucleotide messenger RNA. Its product is annotated as 40S ribosomal protein S12, mitochondrial. The transcript is spliced from 3 exons. Bases 156 to 569 code for a protein of 137 amino acids. Gene Ontology annotation, biological process: translation. Gene Ontology annotation, molecular function: structural constituent of ribosome. Lineage: Eukaryota; Metazoa; Arthropoda; Insecta; Diptera; Culicidae. The record is from RefSeq and is a predicted model, not a curated record. Gene Ontology annotation, cellular component: small ribosomal subunit; ribosome.